AUGUCAAAAUAUAAUUUUCGAAACUAUUUUACCUUACUAAAGAAUCUAAACAAUUCUACUAAUACGCUUGCUAUAUGCAAUUGGUGUAUAGCUAAAAAUGGAAGUUUAGAAGCGACUAAGAUUAAAGCUGAGUGUUGUACUUCAAAUUGUGGACGAUUAUGUCAAAAUCAUUUAUCAAAAUGUACAAAUUUUCUUGAAGCUAACUCUGCUGAAGAAAUUGACCGAAUUUUAGCAUUACCAGUAUUUGAGAAUAAAAACAAAAAACAAGAUACAGAUGAUGAUGAUAAUAGUGACAUACCUGUACCAACUUUAAAACGUAAAAAAUCAUCUAAACUUCUAAAAUUUCACAAUCAG
Messenger RNA from Dentiscutata heterogama, 354 nucleotides. The record is from the annotation of a GenBank genome assembly. Lineage: Eukaryota; Fungi; Glomeromycota; Glomeromycetes; Diversisporales; Gigasporaceae.